GUAUCGAAAAAUAGGCGUUUCCGAAAAAACUAUUUCAAAGCGACGCAGCCGAAAAAGAAGCUUUCUGCGCUCGCUUGCUCACUCACUUACCCAAUCGAAGCAGAUGCCAGUUCCCUCCAUGUUUUCGCUACACUCUCUUCUCCUCCUACUGAUCUCUAUGAUGUUAAGUUUGGUUACAGCUUUAAGUGAUGGAGGGUUCUGCUCCGCACCUUCAUUAUUUGAUGCGGAAAAGGGUUCCAAACCUCGCUACUGGAAAGUUACAAAUCCCACUCUUUCCCCUUCUCAUCUUCAAGACUUACCAGGUUUCACACGCAGUGUUUAUAAAAGAGACCAUGCUUUAAUAACACCUGAAAGUCAUGUAUUCAGUCCUUUACCUGGGUGGACAAAUACAUUAGGAGCAUAUCUAAUCACACCAGCUAUGGGCUCGCACUUUGUGAUGUACUUAGCAAAGAUGCAAGGAAAAUCAAGAUCAGGGCUCCCUCCUCUUGAUGUAGAGAGGUUCAUAUUCGUAGUUCAGGGUUCUGUGACUCUCACGAAUACAUCUAGCACCAGUCACAAAAUAAUGGUGGAUUCAUAUGCCUAUUUACCUCCAAAUUUUGAACAUUCUGUGGAAUGUGAUGCAUCUGCUACUCUUGCUGUCUUUGAACGAAGGUAUGCUUCCCUAGACAAUCUAAUUACUGAACUGAUUGUGGGUUCAACAGACGAGCAGCCAAUUCUUGAGACUCCAGGGGAGGUGUUUGAACUUAGGAAGCUUCUUCCCCCAUCACUGCCUUAUGACUUCAAUAUCCAUAUCAUGGAUUUUCAACCCGGUGAAUUCCUUAAUGUGAAAGAAGUCCAUUAUAAUCAGCAUGGUUUACUGCUAUUAGAGGGAAAUGGUAUUUAUCGUCUGGGUGAUAGCUGGUAUCCAGUCCAAUCUGGUGAUGUCAUUUGGAUGGCCCCAUUUGUGCCUCAGUGGUAUGCUGCUCUCGGUAAAACCCGGUCACGGUAUUUGCUGUACAAAGAUGUAAACAGGAAUCCAUUGUAAUGACAUGCAGCAAAAAAUUUGCCCUUGGGCUUCAUUUCUGGCAAGGAGAGGUCAAUUUAUGGAGCAAUAAACAUGCUGCAAAAGCCUAUAAACGUUACAAUGGAUGGGUGACAGUCAUCCUUGUGUAAUCUGCUUAUGGUACCAGAAAACUGAGUUUGUAAAACUUAUUUGGUAAAUAAAUUGACAUUCUGUCCUCAUGUAAAAUAAAAGAUUCUUGAGCAUUGGUGGGAUAUUUUCUGUUGAUCAUAAACCUGCAAAGAUUAUAAUUUAGUUAACUACAUUUUAGUUUA
This is a messenger RNA of Hevea brasiliensis (rubber tree), 1314 nucleotides long. RefSeq names its product (S)-ureidoglycine aminohydrolase. The coding region runs from base 104 to 1024 and encodes 306 amino acids. Gene Ontology annotation, molecular function: ureidoglycine aminohydrolase activity. Lineage: Eukaryota; Viridiplantae; Streptophyta; Magnoliopsida; Malpighiales; Euphorbiaceae. The record is from RefSeq and is a predicted model, not a curated record. The transcript is spliced from 13 exons.